AUGCUGUGGAUAUCAUGUCUCCCAACUGCGUCUCUCUUUCUUCUGCUUCUCCCGUGCUUCCCUGGCCAGAACGGUGAAGAAAAUGAACAGUCAACAGACAUUAUCAGUGUUUGGGAAGGAGACUCCAUCAGCAUAACUUGCUCAAUGAAAGGUUCAGAAAAUGAAGUGGGAACAUACUUGAAAACUAGCAUACUGCCGGUCAAUGUGAUAUAUGUUUCCAAGCAGAAUACUUCAUAUAUCCUUCCUGCUUUGGCUAAUCGCAUCAAGUAUUCAAAGGAAGGAAGGAAUCUCAGGAUAACUCUGCACAAUGUACAGGAAUCUGAUUCUAAUAUCUACCAAUGCACUAGGUUUAUUAAAAACAAAGGCCAUCACAAAAAGCUGGAUGGGAAGACAACCAUACUAGUGGUGAAAGCUAAAAGCAGUGGAGUUGUUGAACAGUCACCACUCUAUGUCAAUGCUCAGCAAGGCCAGUCUAUCAACAUUACCUGUGCAUUGGAAAGCUCACUUGAAGAUGAAGGGAUCUACUUGCUCAGGACUCACGUGCAACCUGAAAGAGUGCUGUAUGUUUCAAGUGAGAAUGCUUCAACCAUUUUUCCUGCUUUUGCUAAUCGCUUGGAGUAUUCAAAGGGAGAAAAGAAAAUAGUGAUAACUCUACACAACCUACGGAAAAGCGACAGUGAUAUAUAUGUAUGUGCUGGGGUGUUGAAAAAUUCCUCUUUCUUCUCAGUGAACAGAAGUGGCACCAUCAUGCUAAUUAAAGAAGUGGAGCAGACAGACUGCAGUAAUAGUUCCUGGGGCAUCUAUGGUCUUACCAUUGUGGUAGUGCUACUGUUUUCUGCGCUGAUAUGCUGCACCUUGUACCGUGUCAAUAUGAAGAAAUAUUUCCAGAAAAGAAAACCAAACGCAGUAUAUGAAGAUAUGUCUUUCAGUUCUAGACAUAACACCUUGAUCAGAACCAACACUUACUCCAUUGGCAAUUAA
Molecule: messenger RNA, 981 nt
Organism: Gymnogyps californianus (California condor)
Lineage: Eukaryota; Metazoa; Chordata; Aves; Accipitriformes; Cathartidae
Gene: CD7
Product: CD7 molecule
Exons: 5
Coding region: 1-981 (326 amino acids)
Biological process (GO): adaptive immune response
Cellular component (GO): membrane
Molecular function (GO): signaling receptor activity
Source: RefSeq, a predicted model, not a curated record